Messenger RNA from Ipomoea nil (Japanese morning glory), 3072 nucleotides. RefSeq lists its product as uncharacterized. Bases 1 to 3072 code for a protein of 1023 amino acids. The transcript is spliced from 3 exons. Gene Ontology annotation, biological process: DNA repair; telomere maintenance. NCBI's taxonomy places the organism in Eukaryota, Viridiplantae, Streptophyta, Magnoliopsida, Solanales, Convolvulaceae. The record is from RefSeq and is a predicted model, not a curated record. Gene Ontology annotation, molecular function: DNA helicase activity.
AUGAGGAACCAAACCAAAAUUGAGAACAUCAUCCCUGUUGCUCAUCAUGCGAAUGCCAAGGUGGUCUCGACUUUUCUAACCAGGGCAUCUAUCGCGUACGAUGUUGUGGAUGUGAAGGGCAUGGAUACUCACGUUAUUGACGAACUAAAAGGUGAUGCUGGCUCAUUCGUUGGUGUGGAUAAUCGAAGGCAACUAAUUUACACCAUUGAAUUUCAAAAAAGGGGACUGCCACAUGCUCACAUUCUGAUAUUCUUGAGCAAGAGUAACCCUUACCCUAAUCCUAAAGAUAUUAACCGGAUCAUAUCUGCCGAGAUUCCAAGCCCACUGUGCGAACCCGAGUAUUUUCAAGCUGUAGCAGAAUUUAUGAUUCACGGUCCAUGUGGUGCAGUUAGGAAGAAUUCACCUUGCAUGAUAAAAGGCAUGUGUUCUAAAUUCUUCCCCAAAAAAUUUGUGGAAAACUCAACAGUGGAUUUUGAUGGAUAUCCAAUAUAUCGGCGUAGAGAUAAUGGUCGUACAGUUCGGAGGAAUGGGAUUGACCUUGAUAGUAGAUAUGUUGUUCCACACAAUCGACAUUUGCUUAUGAAGUACAUGGCUCAUAUUAAUGUGGAGUGGUGCAACCAAUCUAGGUCAAUAAAGUACUUAUUCAAGUACGUCAACAAGGGUAAUGAUAGGGUCACGGCUGAAUUCUACAACAGUGGGGUGGAAGAAUCUACUGGAAAGAUUAUAGAUGAAAUCAAGAUGUACUAUGACUGUAGAUAUAUUUCACCCCCUGAGGCCGCGUGGAGGAUUUUUGCGUUUGACAUACAAUUCAGGAAUCCAUCGGUUGAGCGGUUGAGUUUUCAUCUCCCCAAUGAGCAAUCAAUAAUAUUUCAUGACGACGAUUUGGUCAAUGAUGUUGUAAAUAGACCGACAGUAGCUCAAAGCAUGUUUACUGCUUGGUUUGAGGCUAAUAAAAAGUACGCUGCAGGGAGGCAGUUGACUUACUCACAGAUGCCAACCAAAUUUGUUUGGAAAAAUAAUAAAAGAGAAUGGCAACCUAGGCAAAGAAAUUGGGCAAUUGGUCGAAUCUUUUAUGUGCCACCAAAUACUGGUGAGAUUUUUUAUCUUAGAUGUUUACUUAAUAUAGUUCGUGGACCGACUUCAUUUGAUGAGAUUAAACAAGUAGAUGGUGUUCAAUACAAUUCAUUUAGAGAUGCAUGUUAUGCACGCGGAUUAAUCGAAGAUGAUAAAGAGUAUGUUGAUGCAAUCACUGAGGCAGCAUCUUGGUCUUUACCCCAUUCUCUACGUAAGUUGUUUGUUACACUUCUGACAUCCAAUUCAAUGUCCAAGCCAGAAAAUGUUUGGGAGAUGGUUUGGCAAUACUUAUCAGAUGAUGCUCAAUAUAUUUGUAGAAGGAACCUCUCAGUCCCAAAUUUAAGUCUAAAUGAAUCUCAACAAAAAAUUUUUGCUUUGAUUGAAAUGGAGAAGUUGUUGAAUGCUUGGAACAAAUCUCUAUUAGAUUAUCCACCUAUGCCAAUGCCAGAUGAAAACAACGAUUUGUUUUCCGGUAACAGGUUGUUGUUCGAGGAGAUGUCAUAUGAUAGGGAAGCUCUAUUGCAUCAACAUAAUUCGUUGCAUCCGAAACUAACCGAUGAACAGUUAGUCAUAUACAAUAAGGUGAUGGCAGAUGUUGAGACAGAGAAAGGUGGAAUGUAUUUCGUUUAUGGUUAUGGUGGGACAGGAAAAACAUUUUUGUGGAAGACUAUUUCAGCAGCUGUACGGUCCAAGGGCGAGAUAGUUCUAAAUGUAGCAUCAAGCGGUAUAGCUUCGUUGCUGCUGCCUGGUGGUAGGACUGCACAUUCCAGGUUUGCUAUACCAAUUGCUAUUAAUGAAGACUCCACUUGCAACAUCAAGCAAGGCAGUGCGCUUGCUGAAUUGAUAAUCAAAUGCAAACUCAUAAUUUGGGAUGAAGCUCCGAUGAUGCACAAACAUUGUUUUGAAGCAUUGGACCGAACAAUGAGAGAUUUAAUGCGUUUCAAGAACUCAAGGAGCUCAUCAAUGACAUUUGGCGGGAAAACAGUGGUGUUGGGUGGAGACUUUAGACAAAUUUUACCCGUUAUCCCAAAAGGUACUAGACAAGAUAUUGUUCAAGCCAGUAUUAAUUCAUCUUACCUGUGGAAUAAUUGUGAAGUUCUGCGUCUAACCAAGAAUUUAAGAUUGCAAGGGCUUACUAAUGAAGAUGAUGUUCAAAAGUUAGAUAGUUUUGCCAAAUGGAUUGCGGAUUUAGGUGAUGGUAAUCUUGGUGAAGACAAUGGUGUUGAUUGCAAUAUAAUGAUACCGUCUUCAUUUGUAUUAGAAAACGAGGUUGAUCCUAUUAGGCAAAUUGUUGAAAGCACAUUUCCUGACUACUGUACUGGGAACAUGGAUGGAAUUCAACUGGAGAAUAGAGCUAUAUUAGCUCCAACCUUAGAUGUAGUUGAUGAGGUCAAUGAAUACAUGAAUGGUAUUAAUCAAGCUGCUUCAAUGACAUACUUGAGUUGUGAUUCUGUUUGCAAGGCAGAUUCAAACUUUGAUAUGCAGUCCCAAGUACAGACAACAGAAUUUUUAAAUAGCUUGAGGUGUUCGGGUGUACCAAAUCACUCUCUAACGUUGAAAGUUGGAACUCCAGUUAUGCUGUUGAGAAAUAUAGAUCACUCUAUGGGGUUGUGCAAUGGUACAAGGUUAAUAGUAACACAGUUGGGAAAUCAUGUUAUCGAGGGAAAAAUUAUAGCUGGGAAUAACGCAGGUACAAAGGUUUUGAUACCGAGACUAUCUUUGACUCCUUCAGACCCAAGACUUCUAUUCAUGUUUCAACGAAAGCAGUUUCCACUGAUGUUAUCAUAUGCAAUGACGAUCAACAAAAGUCAAGGUCAAACGCUUUCACAUGUUGGUUUGUUACUGAAAAAACCAGUUUUUAACCAUGGACAAUUGUAUGUUGCAGUUUCUCGGGUCAGUAAUCCAGAUGGUCUUAAGGUCUUAAUAUGUGGCGAGUCUAGGGGUCUUUUAAAUAAGACUCAAAAUGUAGUUUAUAAAGAAAUCUUUAAUAAUUUGUAA